Messenger RNA from Trichechus manatus latirostris (Florida manatee), 864 nucleotides. RefSeq names its product olfactory receptor 1361-like. Lineage: Eukaryota; Metazoa; Chordata; Mammalia; Sirenia; Trichechidae. The transcript has a single exon. Bases 1 to 864 code for a protein of 287 amino acids. Gene Ontology annotation, molecular function: olfactory receptor activity; G protein-coupled receptor activity. Gene Ontology annotation, cellular component: plasma membrane. The record is from RefSeq and is a predicted model, not a curated record. Gene Ontology annotation, biological process: G protein-coupled receptor signaling pathway.
AUGCCCACGAGCAGGGCGAACCAGUCGAUUGUCUCUGAGUUCCUCCUCCUGGGGCUCUCCAGGCAGCCCCAGCAGCAGCACCUCCUCUUCGUGCUCUUCCUGAGCAUGUAUCUGGCCACAGUCCUGGGAAACCUGCUCAUCACCCUGGCCAUCAGCAUAGACUCUUGCCUGCACACUCCCAUGUACUUCUUCCUCAGCAACCUACCCUUCGUGGACCUCUGCUUCUCCUCUACCACCGUCCCCAAGAUACUGGUUGACCACAUACUCCAGAGUCAGACUAUCUCUUUCCCUGGGUGUCUCACACAGAUGUAUUUUUUCAGUGUGUUUGGGGACAUGGACGAUUUCCUCCUGACCGUGAUGGCCUAUGAUCGGUUUGUUGCUGUGUGUCACCCCAUACACUACACAACAAAAAUGACCCCUCAGCUCUGUACCCUGCUGGUGGCUGGGUCAUGGAUCAUUGCCAAUCUGAAUGCUCUGUUGCAUAUCCUGUUGAUGGCUCGACUCGCAUUUUGUGCAGACAAAAUGAUCCCCCACUUCUUCUGUGAUGUGACUCCUCUCCUGAGACUCUCCUGCUCUGACACACACCUCAAUGAGAUGAUGAUUCUUACUGAGGGAGCCCUGAUAAUGAUCACUCCAUUUGUUGGCAUCUUGGUUUCCUACAUUUGUAUCAUCCGUGCUGUCCUGAGAGUCCUGUCCACAGAGGGAACAUGGAAAGCCUUCUCCACCUGUGUCUCCCACCUAGCUGUGCUUUUCCUCUUCUAUGGCACCAUCAUUGCUGUGUAUUUCAACCCUUCAUCCUCCCACUCAGCUGAGAAAGACAUCACAGCUUCUGUGAUGCAUACAGUAGAGACCCCCCCAUGGUGA